CGCUCCCGUUUCGCCUGCGCACCAGCCGGCGCCUGCGUGAUAGCAACGAGGCCCGCUCCCCGGCGCAGGCGCAGUGGCCUUAGCGCGCGCGACUGGGAUUGCACGGGAGGAGGCCUCCGCCGCUGAGGCGGGCGAGCGCGAGGAUUGGGGGAGAAAACGAGGAGAGAGCGAAACUGCGCAGGCGCAGUUCCGUCGGCGAGAGCGCGAGCCGGAUAAGCGCCUUUCUUGCCGAUUAAUUUUUCCCCCUCUCUCUCUCGUCUCUCUUCUUCCUCCCCCUCCCUCCUCCUCCCCCCUCCCCCCUCAGCGGAGCGCGCGCGCCAUGGACGUGAAGCGGCUGAAGGUGACGGAGCUGCGGGCCGAGCUCGGGCGGAGAGGCCUGGAUUCCCGCGGCCUGAAAGUGGAGCUGGCCCAGCGCCUCCAGGAGGCCUUGGACGCCGAGAUGCUGGCGGCCGGGCCCGACGAAGGCGGGGCGGAGUCGGCCGUGGUGGCCGGGCAGAGCCUCGCCAGGGCCCGCUUGGCGGGCGGCGAAAACGACGACGACGACGAGGACGAAGAAGACGAGGAGGACGAGGAGGAGGAAGACGAGGACGAGGAGGCGCUGCUGGCCGACGAGGAGGAGCAGAUGCAGUCUGGGCCGGGUGAGGGCGAGGGCCAGGCCCUCCUUGCUCAGCCCUCCGGGGAUGCGGGCGAGGGCCAGGCCCAGGCGGGCGGCAGCGGCGGCGGAGUCAACGGCGCUCAGCCCUCCCAGGAGGAAGGAGGCCCCGGCGCGGACGAAGCGGCGGCAGACGCGGAGGCCAAACAAGAAGACGACCAGGCCGCAAAUGAAGAUGAUGAGAAAGCAAAGCAGGCUGGUUCAGAUGGAGAACGCCGUGGACUAAAAAGACAGCGUGAAGAGAAGGAAGAGCACGGCCGUGCCUAUUAUGAGUUUCGAGAAGAGGCAUACAACAGCCGAUCCAAGUCUCCACCACCACCAGAAGAGGAGGCUAGAGAAGAAGAUGAUGAAAAUGCUGUGAUUUUGGACACCCAUACAUCUGAUCUCCACUUCAGAGCCACUAAGGACCGUUAUGGAGGGCAGCCGCUGUUCUCUGAGAAAUUUCCCAACCUUUGGUCGGGGGCGAGAAGCACACAUGGAGUGGCAAAGGGGAAAGUCUGCUUUGAGGCCAAGUGGAGCCCAGCCCCUUGGUUUACUGCGGAGCUGGGUGACAUGAAGAGGGCCGGGAGACGUCUAGAGCGGCGUUGGCGGAAAACUAAGAGUGAAGCCGACAGAGCGUGCUAUAGAGCUCAUUGGAAGACCUAUGAGGCGGCGCUGACAGCGGCAAAGAAAGCCUACUUCUCUACUCCCAAUGAAUCAACUAGUUCGCGACCAGCUGAGUUGUUGAAGGUGGCUCAAAACCUCCCACUGAAGGAAGGCUGCACAGAGACCUCACUGCUUCGCGUUGGAUGGUCUGUCGAUCUCUCUCGUACACAGCUAGGUGAGGAUGAGUUUUCUUAUGGCUACGAUGGACGAGGGUUGAAGGCUGAAAAUGGGCAGUUCGAAGAAUAUGGUCAGCCCUUUGGGGAGAAUGAUGUGAUCAGUUGCUUUGCUAACUUCGAAAGCGAUGAGGUGGAGCUCUCCUUCUCCAAGAACGGGGAAGACCUGGGUGUGGCCUUCCGGAUCAGCAAGGAAUCGCUGGGUGACAGAGCUUUGCUGCCGCAUGUGCUGUGCAAGAACUGCUCUGUGGAGCUGAAUUUUGGCCAAAAGGAGGAGCCAUUCUUUCCAGUUCCUGAGGAAUACAUGUUCAUUCAUAGUGUACCUGUUGAGGAUCGUGUGCGCACCCCUCAGCCGCCCAAGACCACUGAGGAGUGUGAGGUGCUGUUGAUGGUUGGACUACCAGGGUGUGGGAAAACCCAGUGGACGCAGAAGCACAUCCAAGAUAAUCCAGACAAACGCUACAAUGUCUUGGGGACGGAUGCUGUUCUUUUCCAAAUGAGAACCAGGGGGCCUGAAGUUGAAGAACUGGACACCAAAAGUCAAGAUCAACUAACUCAGCAAGCUGCCCGUUGUGUUAGUAAGCUGGUUCAGAUUGCCCCCAGGACAAAAAGGAAUUUCAUUCUUGAUCAGUGUAAUGUGUACAAUUCUGGCCAACGGAGGAAGCUACUUAACUUCAAGGGAUUCUCACGCAAGGUGAUUUUAAUUGUCCCCAAUGAAGAGGACUGGAAGCAGAGGCUGGAAUUGAGGAAGGAGACUGAGAAGGAUGAUGUGCCUGAGUCAGUGAUGCUGGAAAUGAAAGCCAACUUCUCCCUUCCGGAGAAGUGUGACUACAUCGAUGAAGUCCUGUACGAAGAGCUUGCAAAGGAAGAGGCUCAGCCCCUGGUUACCAAAUACAAGGAGGAGGCCCGAAAACUGCUUCCGCCCUCCGAGAAGCGAACAAACAGACGCAACAACCGCAACAAACGCAACCGCCAGAACCGCAACCGUGGCCAGGGAUAUGCUCAGCCCAGGCAUCCAAGUAUGCAGCACCCCCCCGGGCUGCUGUUUGGUGGGCAGCGCCGAGGUUAUGACAAUCGGGUUUAUGGGCAGCAGCAGCAGCAGCAGCAACAGCAGUACUGGGGACAGCCUGGGAACAGAGGUGGUGGUGGCUACCGCAACUUCUAUGACAGAUACAGGGGGGACUACAACCGUUUCUAUGGACGUGAUUAUGAGUAUAACAGAUACAGAGACUACUACAGGGACUACAAUCGGGAGUGGCAGAACUACUACCAAGACAGAGACCGAUAUUACAGGAACUACUAUGGCUACCAGGGGUACCGGUGAAACCCCAGUGAUCUUCACCCUUCAGCCAAGCAACGAGAUUCUACUGAGGGGAAGUGUCUUGUAAUUUCCCAAGAUGCAACCAAUGGAAAGAGGGCUGUUGGGAAAGAGGCAGCAGGGGUAAAGGGGGGUGGGGGUGGGGAGGUUUAAACAAAAAUUGUAAAUUUUUUUUUAAAGUUUGUUGAAAGAAUAUUGUCUUAUUCUAUAAAAAAAGAAAAAAAACAUUUCAAACCUAGUUUAGACAUUUGUAAUCAAAACAUCUGCGCAAAAAGGAAAGCAGCACUUAGCGCUGCCUGUGAUUGGACAGGAAAACGUGACAUCGUAGAACAGCUGGACUGGCAGCCAGGGUGGGGGCACAGAGCUCCUGAGAGAUGCUCAUUGAGAGGGCGUUUGUGAGAGAAUGCUGGGGAAAAGGUGGCUCAUGCAAAUGGGGGAGUGUACAUUCUGACCACCAACUAUUGCAGGAAAACCAUAUUUAAGGUUCUUGUUUGCCACUUUGUUUUUUGGUGGGUGGACAGUGGCAUGAAUCUUCUUCAUGUUGAGUGACACAUAUUCCAUCUUGGAGACGCGGAGAAGGAGGUUGUGGUGCUCCCUUUUCCUCUCUGUGUUCAGCCUGUGUUUUCAGACAGUGAAUUGCUGGGAGGCCUGCUGGGCAUUGUGUGUCCCAGGCCCGAGGCUUCUCUUGAGCCUCUCCCUGCUCCUCCAGGAGUCUUCCUGAACCCUCUUAGUGUGAUACUGUAAUCCAUCUCGCAGAAGGAAGUCUGAGAAUUUGAGCUGUAGAGCUGCUGCCUCGUUUUCCAUGGCCAAAGCAGGCUGCCCUGGGUGUCCCCCUGCACACAUGCCCUUCCUCCCAAAGCUUAGCUGGCCCCUUUCUCUCUGUGUAGCAUCUGCGCUCUUGUCAGUGGAGUGGAAGGAACAUUUUUUCUCAGGGUUUCCGCAGGAUCUUCUCAUUGUUGGCGCCUAACAUGUAUAUAAGCAAAAUUGUGCAAGCAUGUAAUGUCCCCUUUUGAGGAGCUUAACGCUGAGAAUAGCAACAAUUUUAUACACUUAGUGCAGGGGGGGCAGCAGGCUGGGGUGGGGGAGAGGACUCAAUUCACUCUGUGCUUGUUGUGGUUUUGAUACAAACUUGGUAGGCUCUGUAUAUAGGAAACUAAGUGGGAAAGGGGGCAAAAAGAGGGACUAUGCUUAUUUAGGGGGUUGGGGGAGAGUUGUAUGUGCCCCUCGUUUGAAAAAUAUUAACUUUCCAAAACCUGGCCUUUGAAGUUCAGUUUUCAGAGGGUUUGAGGUCUGUUCUGUGGGUUUCUAUUGAAAUACUUUUUUAAAAAAUUAGUGUGCCCAGUGCUUAAGAUGUUCUCUGUGGUAUUUGUCUGAUUACAUGGAGGGGAAAAAACUAUCCCUUUUCAAACAGCCAAGUGGGUUUGUUCAGUAGCGGGCAUCUUUCUCUUGCUUCUUUUUUCUUUCUCUUUUUUAAGGUGGUAGGGGAGAGAAGAUGAAUAGUAUUUCUCAUCCUAAAAUACAGGGAUCUGAUAAUUAAUUUUGCUUCCCCAUAAGAUUUUCCCACAGAACAAAAGGGAUGGGGAGGGGGGACUGGGGGAAAGGCUUUUUAGGACAGGAUGCCCUCCUUCCUUGGAUGUGAAUGGUGUUACUAUCCCUGGUUUCUGAAUCUGUCUCCAGCUUACCUAAUUGUGUCUGAAUCUCCUGCCACAGGGACUGAAGAUUUGCCUCCAUUCCUUGUGAUUCACUGUUUGAAAUUCAAACUUUUAAAUUUUUCUUUUAAAAUUCUGGGGUUUUUUUUAGAAUACACUCAAAAAGCCUUUGUAAGUUGCUUUGUCUCCCCACGAGAGUGCUAAUUUCCUGCAUCCCAGCUAGAUAAAAGAAUGGAGGCCUGCCAGCUCCAGAAGGCAUCGAUCCUUAGAUAAGGGAGUAGAGGGAAGGGGAAGGCAGCUGACUCCCAGCCCUCUUGCCCUUGCUCAAAAUACAGGAGUUAGAGAGAAGCAGGAUUCUUCUAUCUCCAUGCAUGUGUGUAUUCAAGAAUGUUUGUGUGACAACUGUUUUUAUAACAAAGUUAAACUGGUAUUUUAAACGCUUCAGGCCAUUAGAAAAUAUUCUUCUGGGGAAGAGGGGUGUGUGUGAGAGAGAGCGAGAGCGCGCAAAUAUCUUCAGUAGCUGAACACUUGUGUGGGUGCGUGAUGUCUUGAUGCUAUGAAGUGUUAAUUUGGGGUGCUCUUUCCAGCACAAUGGCACCGGCAGCCUUGAUGUAAGCAAGCAGGUCCCCCCUGGUGUGUCUUUCAGGAUCACAAGAUGAGGUGGAACAGGCACCGGACCCAGACUAGCUUCAACACCUUUGGGAAGUAUCUGUCACAGUUAAACGAGAACUACAGUACUUUUUCCCUGGGGAGAAUGACUCAAACUGUCGCAUCCUAGACCAUCAGAACGCGAAAUCUUGGCAACUUCGGUAGAUGUCUUCUUUUUUCUGCACAUUUUUGUUUAAAAAAAAAAGAAAAAUAAUUAAAUGGAAAAAAAUUACAAAAAAAGGAAAUCCAGCCUGUUUAAAAUCUGUUAGUGUUUUUCAUGAUUGUAUGUCUUAGUUGCUGUAGAUGGAAAGCUCGAGCGAAACGGAGGCUGUAAAUGUUUUUACAAACUGUAAAACGUUUAAGUGGCCAGUAAAAAAGGGGUUUGCCAUUGAACAUGUAACUGUGGUUGUUUACAUCUGUAACUUUCUUUCCUUAACAAUUCUGGCAUAUGUAGGUUGAUAAACUUCCAUUUUUAGAAUAAAUAACCAUUCGCUUGACUCCACAUCAUUCUGUUGCUGCACUGACUUCUUCGGUGUCGUUAUGCUUUUUGCUCGUCUUUUCUCCCCACCUCCAAUAAAAAAACUGAAAAAGA
Molecule: messenger RNA, 5677 nt
Organism: Sphaerodactylus townsendi
Lineage: Eukaryota; Metazoa; Chordata; Lepidosauria; Squamata; Sphaerodactylidae
Gene: HNRNPUL2
Product: heterogeneous nuclear ribonucleoprotein U like 2
Exons: 16
Coding region: 320-2794 (824 amino acids)
Cellular component (GO): membrane
Molecular function (GO): protein binding
Source: RefSeq, a predicted model, not a curated record